This is a messenger RNA of Haliotis rubra (blacklip abalone), 5263 nucleotides long. Its product is annotated as serine/threonine-protein phosphatase 6 regulatory ankyrin repeat subunit C-like. Lineage: Eukaryota; Metazoa; Mollusca; Gastropoda; Lepetellida; Haliotidae. Gene Ontology annotation, molecular function: protein binding. The record is from RefSeq and is a predicted model, not a curated record.
GCCUACCCUUUCUUGUGUUGACGUUGCAUUAAAGAGGUGGACUUCAAAAGUGGGCGGUGUGUAUAGUGGAACCCUGUUGUUGCGUGAACUAAGAGACCCCCGACGGACCAGGCGAGUCCGGGCUUACACCCCCAUGACGAACAGAGAAUGGCAAUACGACAGGGUACUCUGACGCCCGAAUCACGAUAGUGCUUGGUGACAAAAGAAGCUAAGUUGUGAUGGCCAGCCACGAUAAGGACAGUGGACAGCUGGUCUUGGCCACUUCCAGACGAAAGUCUGAAGACAACAUGGCCCCUUCCAGUGGGCAACCUGGAGGUCUGGUGGCCCCAUCCAGUGAACAGCCUGAAGGUUUGUUGGCCCCAUCCAGUGGGCAACCUGGAGGUCUGGUGGCCCCUUCAAGUGGGCAGCCUGAAGGUCGGGUGGCCCCUUCCAGUGGGCAGCCUGAAGGUCACAAGGGCACAUCAAGAUUGAGAGGUGACUUGCCAGUUCCUGAUAUUGACAUAUCCAGUUCAGAUGAGGAAUACCUUACAGCAGAGAGGAUGACUCUGGUAGCAGCGGAGCUCAGUUCAGACGAGGAACAUGAAGGUCGCUUGGUACUCGCAGGUUCAGCUGAGCGGGAGGUUCUUGAGCUAGAGAGCCAAGCAAUCACUCUGAGUACAGGUGAACAGCGUUCAGGGAACGCCCAAGCUACUUUAACAUGAUCAACAUCGCCACUGGAGGGGCAGGACAAGGAACACUGGGGAGAGAUACCCUUGAUUUGCGCACAGAUGAAGCAAGGAAGAUCUUUGCUCCAACUGAAGCCUACAGAAAAGUGAAACAGAAGUUGAAGGAAUUUGGUCAUGUGACUAUCUGUGGUGCUUCAGGAGAAGGCAAGACAACAAUGGCUCUGGUGCUGGGUUCACAGUAUAGACAAAAGGGGUACGAAGUCGUGUUUGUGGACAGCCUUAAGAAGUUUGACUUUGACCGCUGUCUAAGUACUUACUCAAGAGUAUUUCUGAUUGUGGAUGAUUUGUUUGGUACUGUUGGAGUAUCUGCUAAUACUUCACAGGUUAAAAACUUUCUGAACAAUCUUCUCCCCCAUUUAGAACAAAAGCAGAGAGCAGAAGAGAAAAGGUCAGAAUUGAGUGAAAACAGUGAUGCUGGUGAAAAAUCCAGAAAGAAAAUGCAAAAUUUAAAAGAAUCUCAAACAAAGGAUAUUCAUGUUGUCUUCACAUCAAAAUCAUACAAUUUCCAUGAUGGACUUGCAAAACUGCAGUAUGAGGGUUUCAAAUUGUUCAAGGGUCAAACAGUAGUGGACUUAACUACACACAAGAAAUAUUGGCUUUCUGACAAAGAGAAAAAGUCAAUAUUUGAACGACAUAAACAUGCUUGUGGUGACUGCUCUGUGCAACAUAUUCCAGAUUACAGUGAGCUAGAAAGCUGUUCCAAUAUCUUUGGAUUCCCUCUUAUUUGUAAACUUUGUUUUGAAUUUUCCUCUUUCUUUAAAAUGCACAAUCGUUAUUCAAGGAACCACUGUUUUAUCUUAGGUUAGAACUAAAUCAGUUACUUGAAGACAGAAAUGAUAGAUCGGCCAUUUUGGUUCUGAUGCUGCUGUGUGAAGACAAAUUGAACCUGACCAGGUUAGACAGUGGAGAUGAAGACAAGGAAAUGGACAGGAUGGUCAAAACUGUUCAAGACCUGAUGCCAAAUGCUACACGUUCAGGCAUGUACAAAGCCGCUAAAAGUUUUAGAGGUACAUUCUUCACAAGAGGAGACACUGUUGGCUUUGCCCAUUCUUCAAUCUAUGAUGCUUGUGCCUGUGCCUUGUUCAAUAUCAGUCCAGUCUUUGUUUUGAAGAACUGUAGUGAUGACUUUCUGUUUGAAAGAGUACAAGGUGAAAAGGUUGAAGAAACAACAGUUGAUGACCAUCUCCAUCUGAUAUAUGUCUCAGAUAAUUAUGAUGACCUACUUACCACAAGGUUUGCACAUUCUAUUAAACAAGGAAAGUUUUCUCAAUCAGUGACACAUCCAGUUCUCAAACGAGACACAACAGCUUUUAAACUGCUCAACAAACUUCAGUGUGAUCGGACAAAGCACCACCAUCAUCAUAAUCAAACUGAUUCUAAAGAUGAACUUUGGUUUCACAGAAGAGAGAAAGGAAAAUGUUUUCUGUACUGGGCAGUUCUUGGACAUAAUGCACUUCUAGUUACAGAUAUAGAACACACAACUGGAGAAGAGUUCUCUCAAGAGGAGAUCAGUCAAGCUAUGGAAGGGUGUGCACAAAGCAACAAUGUGACAGUAUUGAAAUGUCUCUUCAGUCGUUGUGAAAAACAUGAUCAUCAACAGACACUAAACAGACUUUUGUUGCAGGCUGCUGAAAAUGGCAGUUCUGAUAUUCUAGUGUAUCUGCUCCAGGAAGGUGCUGAUGUUGACACAAGAGACAAGAAGUUACGAAACAUCUUCCAUCUGGUCUGUAAGACAGGAAUGGAAAAAUCUCUGAAAAUCCUGUUAAAUAGGAAACCUGGAGAUAAUGUUAUAAACUCUGCUGAUGUGAAUGGCACAACCCCUGUCAUGGUUGCAGCACAUGCAGCAUCACAAGGAUGUUUUGAGUUACUACGGAAAAUAUCAGACUUGAAUGUGAAAGAUAAAUAUUGCAAUAGAAUUAUUCAUUAUGCCUGUCAGGGUGGCAACAAGGCUAUCGUGAAUCAUCUUCUGGCUCCUCCUAACAUCAACAGUAGAGGUGAGUGUGGCUGGACUCCAGCAAUGAUGGCAGCUGUCAGUGGACAUCAAAGUGUGUUUGACCUCCUUGUGUCCAACCAAGCUGACCUGACACUGGUGUCUACAUCUGGUGAUAGUUUACUUCAUCUUGCCUGUCAUGGUGGGAACACUGCUAUCGUACAACACCUCCUGUCUCCCUCUAACAUCAACAGUAGAGGUGAGCAUGGAUGGACUCCAGCAAUGGCGGCAGCUGUCAGUGGACAUCAAAGUGUGUUUGACCUCCUUGUGUCCAACCAAGCUGACCUGACACUGGUGGAUACAUCUGGUGAUAGUUUACUUCAUCUUGCCUGUCAGGGUGGGAACACUGCUAUAGUGCAACACCUCCUGUCUCCCUCUAACAUCAGCAGUAGAGGGAUGACAUGGAUUGACUCCAACAAUGAUGGCAGCUGUCAGUGGACACCAAAGUGUGUUUGACUCCUUGUGUCCAACCAAGCUGACCUGACACUGGUGGAUACAUCUGGUGAUAGUUUACUUCAUCUUGCCUGUCGUGGUGGGAACACUGCUAUAGUACAACACCUCCUGUCUCCCUCUAACAUCAGCAGUAGAGGGAGACUAGGAUGGACUCCAACAAUGAUGGCAGCUGUCCGUGGACAUCAAAGUGUGUUUGACCUCCUUGUGUCCAACCAAGCUGACCUGACACUGGUGGAUACAUCUGGUGAUAGUUUACUUCAUCUUGCCUGUCGUGGUGGGAACACUGCUAUAGUACAACACCAUCUUGCCUGUCGUGGUGGGAACACUGCUAUAGUACAACACCUCCUGUCUCCUUCUAACAUCAACAGUAGAGGUGAGCUUGGAUGGACGCCAGCCAUGGUGGCAGCUGUCAGUGGACAUCAAAGUGUGUUUGACCUCCUUGUAUCCAACCAAGCUGACCUGACACUGCUGGAUACAUUUGGUGAUAGUUUACUUCAUCUUGCCUGCCGUGGUGGGAACACUGCUAUAGUACAACACCUCCUGUCUCCCUCUAACAUCAACAGUAGAGGGAGACAUGGAUGGACUCCAACAAUGAAGGCAGCUGUCAGUGGACAUCAAAGUGUGUUUGACCUCCUUGUGUCCAACCAAGCUGACCUGACACUGGUGUCUACAUCUGGUGAUAGUUUACUUCAUGUUGCCUGUCGUGGUGGGAACACUGCUAUAGUACAACACCUCCUGUCUCCUUCUAACAUCAACAGUAGAGGUGAGUUUGGAUGGACGCCUGCCAUGGUGGCAGCUGUCAGUGGACAUCAAAGUGUGUUUGACCUCCUUGUGUCCAACCAAGCUGACCUUGCCUGUCGUGGUGGGAACACUGCUAUAGUACAACACCUCCUGUCUCCUUCUAACAUCAACAGUAGAGGUGAGUUUGGAUGGACGCCUGCAAUGGUGGCAGCUGUCAGUGGACAUCUAAGUGUGUUUGACCUCCUUGUAUCAAACCAAGCUGAUCUGACACUGCUGGAUACAUCUGGUGAUAGUUUACUUCAUCUUGCCUGCCGUGGUGGGAACACUGCUAUAGUACAACACCUCCUGUCUUCCUCUAACAUCAACAGUAGAGGGAGACAUGGAUACACGCCUUUAUUGAAGGCUGCCUUCUAUGGACAUAAAGAUGUGGUUGACCUCCUUAUACAACACAAAGCUGACCUGACACUCCUAACAGACUGGAAAAUGGAUAUCCGAGGAGUAGCUAGGUUGGGAGGGCAUUCUUCAUUGACCAGUUAUCUACAAAGUGUUUACCUGCCACACUGAUUUCACACAUCUCCUAUCAAACAGCAGCACAGGACUGUUCUUCCAUAUGCUUCUGCUUGUACCGAGGGUUUGGGGAAAAGGAAAGGUACAAAAAUGCUAUCAGUGUACACAAUAAAUAUUUUAAAGUCAACCAAUCAUUUGGAUAUCAUUAUAAAAAUAUAAGAAGAGGUAGAUUUGCUGUAACAUGUUAAUUAUCAGGCGAUGUUGACUUCUGAUGUUGACUCUUUGUAUUUCUGAAAUCUUUUAGAAGUCGCCAAAAAAAUUUGUGUUGAUAUUUGAUGACACUUUGAUUUGAUGACACUUUGAAAAUCAAUAAAUCAUUAGUAGAUCUACAUUUUGUGUCAUAGAUGUGACAGAAGCCUAUAACAGGGAUGGCAGUUUUCCGCCAAUUUUAUUUCAGAAUCACUCUCCUGACUCCCAUUUGAUGACACAAUAUUAAGUUUCAGAUGAAAAUACAUUUUCCUGUUGCCAUCCCUGCUGGGUUUGAAUUUGACCUCAUUACGUUUCAUAGUUUGUCAGCACAACACCUGGGUUUCACCGAAGUAGUCAACAUAGGAGUCAUUUAAAAUCAUGUUGCUUUUAUGAAAGGUCAAGGUUAUUAAAUCCAAAAAUGGAAUCAUCAUAGUGUGGAUUUUGAACAACCAGUUCAUGUCUGUUACUUCAAUUUGAUACAUCUGUCAGGAUCUGGCAAACUCGUCAUUAUAUUCCUUCAGGUUAACUUUCUUGACAAGCCAAUCAGGGGGGGGUUCUGUUUUCUCAAAAUAAUGAUGACUCUAACCCCAAUUCUAAA